AUGCCCGAAUGUUACGUAUUCUCUGCUCUUGCCAAUAACCAGGACGAAAUCGGAACUUGCAAGCUGUAUAACAAGGGCUCUUUCCAGACUGCACGAUGUGGAGAUGAUACCCACGACUACGCAUAUAUCACAGCUCCCCCAGCAAUAGAAUCGGCCGAUCGUGCAGCUGUCGUGUGUGCUACAGAGUGUCCCGGCUCCGACGGCCAGCAGUACGAGAGUAAAGGCGGCGAGCUCUUCCAUAUUGACUGUGCCAAGCGACAUGGAACCCAGGUCAUUCUUGAAGACACGCAGGAAACCUUCAAGGACUGCAUAGAUGCCUGCUCUAGAUUUAUUCCCUGCCACAGCGUCGAUUACCACACCAGUAGCAAAACUUGCUACUAUAGCAAUCAUCAUGGAGAGCCUGAGAUUGUCGCAUCGGGUUUCCAAAGUGCUCAUUCGCAGGGCUGUUCUGGAGCAUGUAAAAAUCAGCAUAUGGGGACCUGCUGUGAUGACCAGGUGAACAGUGGUCAAGAAGCUGGCAUAGCUUAG
This is a messenger RNA of Penicillium bovifimosum, 528 nucleotides long. RefSeq lists its product as uncharacterized. The coding region runs from base 1 to 528 and encodes 175 amino acids. The record is from RefSeq and is a predicted model, not a curated record. NCBI's taxonomy places the organism in Eukaryota, Fungi, Ascomycota, Eurotiomycetes, Eurotiales, Aspergillaceae. The transcript has 3 exons.